Messenger RNA from Chara braunii, 1481 nucleotides. NCBI's taxonomy places the organism in Eukaryota, Viridiplantae, Streptophyta, Charophyceae, Charales, Characeae. The record is from the annotation of a GenBank genome assembly.
CAGACCACGUCUGGGACCCGCCGCGCAUGACCAUACUUACUCGCUCGAAGACAACAGCGAUGGAUCAGAAGGCAGACGAGACUGACGAGGCCUACGAGGCACGAUUGGCAGCCAUCCUGGCCGACACCAAGCAACGGGCAGACGCAGCGGCAACGACACGAAAGAAGAAAGAAGCAGAGGCAGAGAAACUACGUCUUCAGGCUGAAGAACAACGACGAAAGCACGAGGCAGGAGCAGCCAGGGCCGCUGAUAAGGAACUCGUACGGCGACGGGAGAUCAUAUUCAGGGAGGAAAGUGCAUUACAUGCACAGGCCAAGGAUUGGCAGAAGGAGGUCGAGAACCGUGAUCCCGUUGACGUCGGGAGCAGAGUAUCUCAGCUGCUCAACCGUGUCACGGACCUCCUCGCGACUUGCAUCGCGCAGCAGGAGGAUAUCUACUCUCUUGACCACACCAACAAGGCGUUACAGCAGUCGCUGGACCAGACGCUAAAGCGCGUUCAACAGAUGGAGCAGCGGGUCGCUAACGCAAAUGCCAGCACAAGCCCCUCCAACCUCGCCGACCACGUCAACGUCUUGGAGAUUGACGUGGGAACACUUAAGACUGGGGCACAGCAGCUGCAACAACAAGCAUGGUUGGACAACAUGUUGUCCGCCCAUGCAUGUACAGUUACCGAGUUGCAUAAUUACAUCUCGUGGGCAGAUCUCACGGCGGCAUGGAAAAAGUGUUUCCGAGUAGAACUGCCCGAGCACAAGGCGAUGGACAAGCUGCUGACGUUUUCGCAGAACAACAUGCCAAGCGGAGAGUGGAUUUUCGAGUUCCAACGCCUCGCAAGCACGCCCAAGCUGUCGCUGAACUUCGACGACAUCAAGCUCUAUUUCAUUAAGAGGUUGUGCCCGGCAUUGCAGAAUGCAUUGACUCAUGUCGCCGACACCCUCACUACAAGCGAGGAACUCUUCGACAAGGCCGCGCAGAUCAUUGUGCUGAAUUUGGCAGCCCGGAAUACGUGCCCUUCGUCAAAUGCCGACGAGGGCGCACAUCAACAUUGGCUGAAGGUGGCCGUGGUCGCAGUGACAACGACUAGCGACCCUUCUACUUCAAACGAGGCUGUUUCGUCUGACGAGGGAGACAGACUCGCAGCUGCCCAGAAUGGUGGCCGCCCCGCCAAAGGACGAGGAUGCGGCAAGUCGAAGACCAACACCAAUACUUCUUCUAGGCCUGGGCAAGCAACUCCAGCUCAAGGACCUUGGACAAAGUACGGGCUGACGGAGCACGGGUAUCGCGUCUGCACCAAGUACUGUUAUUGUUUGUGGUGCAGUUGCGCGGCCCAUGAGACCGCGAACUGCCCAAGGGCCCCGCUUAGUCGGGAAAGUGAGCGUCGCCGAGAGUGUUGCGACGACACUCUCGACGCCUACGGAACCGGUUGCUGAUCGGGUAACCUCCCUCGGUUUCGGCCCACAUACGGACUCUUACAAUGGAUGAAG